This is a messenger RNA of Cantharellus anzutake, 580 nucleotides long. RefSeq names its product ribosomal protein L36e. Gene Ontology annotation, biological process: cytoplasmic translation. Lineage: Eukaryota; Fungi; Basidiomycota; Agaricomycetes; Cantharellales; Hydnaceae. Gene Ontology annotation, molecular function: structural constituent of ribosome. Gene Ontology annotation, cellular component: cytosolic large ribosomal subunit; ribosome. The record is from RefSeq and is a predicted model, not a curated record. The coding region runs from base 17 to 310 and encodes 97 amino acids. The transcript is spliced from 4 exons.
UCUCAACAUCUCGACAAUGGUCCGCACAAAUCUUAUCGUCGGGGUUAACAAAGGGCAUGCCACCACCCCCAUCCCGAAGAAGUCAAAGCCUGCCAGGAGUCGUUCCGAGAGGGCUAAACUUGUUAACUCUAUUACCCGCGAAGUUUGUGGAUUCUCUCCUUAUGAACGUCGUGUGAUGGAGUUGUUGCGAAUCAGCAAGGAUAAGAAGGCGAAAAAGCUGGCAAAGAAGAGGCUCGGGACGCUCGCUCGUGCCAAGAGAAAACUUGACGAACUUUCCAACAUCAUUACCGAGGCUCGUCGUACGCAUUAAAACGCGAGUAAGGGCGGAUUUUACGUUGUAUUCAUUGAAUCCUUCCCAUUUCACCGAUUCCAAUGACUUUGCACCCCAUUCGUCCCUCCUCAUGCCUCUCCCUCGCAUUCGGUGUCCCCACGGAGCACAAUAGUAGCCUGUCCUUAUGUACUUUGCAUGCUAUGCUAUGCCUCACCAAUGAACUUGCUAUAUCAAGCGCUCGCAACUAAUUAGUUCUGCGGUUAAGGAUGUGAUUACCGAAUGGAGACAUUCCCCAAGCAUCCUCUAUGA